This is a messenger RNA of Paramecium tetraurelia, 549 nucleotides long. RefSeq lists its product as uncharacterized. The record is from RefSeq and is a predicted model, not a curated record. The transcript is spliced from 5 exons. NCBI's taxonomy places the organism in Eukaryota, Ciliophora, Oligohymenophorea, Peniculida, Parameciidae.
AUGUUACCAGAUGAUAUUGCAGUAACAUUUAAAUACAUCACUCGCAUCCUAGAUUAAUUUAUAGAAUUACAUUAAGAGAUGACAGAAUAAUAUGAGUUGUUGGAACAUUCACUAUAAAAGAUUGAAUCCGAAAAUCGAUAUCAUAUUCAUAUAGAACAAAGAUUGAAGAUUCAUUGCGAUGAAUUAGAAGAGACUCUGUUGUAGAAAGACGAUCAAUACAAAAUACUUCAGAUGAAGAUUGAGCUGUAUGAAAGAUAAAUCAUGCAAUUAAAAAAAGAAAUUGAUGUCGCAUCAAGGAGACGAAUAGAAACUGAGAAGAGUGUAACUGAUACUCAAUCAAGACAAUACUUAAUGAUAAAUGGCAUACCCUCAUAAUCAAUAUUCAAACAAAUAUUAAAACCAAAGACUCGAAUGCAGACCGAGUCUAUAGAGAUCAACAAAGUGAGGUCUAUCUCCUCCCUAGACUACAAUAACUUUUCGGUUUUAGUUAGAAGGAAUGAUGAACGAAAAAAGAGAUCUUCCACUAUUUAAAUCAAAUAAAAAAAGUGA